Molecule: messenger RNA, 1341 nt
Organism: Trichosurus vulpecula (common brushtail)
Lineage: Eukaryota; Metazoa; Chordata; Mammalia; Diprotodontia; Phalangeridae
Product: olfactory receptor 1052-like
Exons: 1
Coding region: 403-1341 (312 amino acids)
Biological process (GO): G protein-coupled receptor signaling pathway; sensory perception of smell
Cellular component (GO): membrane
Molecular function (GO): olfactory receptor activity; G protein-coupled receptor activity; odorant binding
Source: RefSeq, a predicted model, not a curated record
AAAAUUAGUCAUUUAUAAUGUGAUAAGUUUGUAUUACAAGACAUCUACUCUGGGAGAAAUUAUGGAAACUAAGAUACAGUAGAAAAAUAAUUGUCUCUAAAAUAAGAGGGCAUGGGUUCAAAAAUAUUUACUUCACUGGACAUCAGUUUCUGCAAAGAAAAAAAAUGAGAACUAAAUGGCUUCUGAGAUCUCUUCCAUAUCUGCAUUGAUGAUACUAAGAUCUAAGAAACUUUCUUGGUCUAGAUACUAUGCACUUUUUCAGUGAAAAAAAAAACAUUUUAUGUAAUGGAUUUAUCUUGAGGAGUCAUAAUUAGUCUUGGUGUCUUCGCUGACAUUUCACUAAUUAAUUCUAUUAUUUUUUUUUUCCCUUCCCCACAGUCAUUGUCAUGAUAAACCAAAUGAAUGGCCAAGGAAAAUUCCACGGUGGUCACAGAGUUCCUCCUUUUAGGACUGUCAGAUCGUGCAGAAUUGAAAGUGUUUCUCUUUAUGCUUUUCUUGGUGAUAUAUGUCAUUUCUUUGGUGGGGAAUCUUGGCAUGAUUAUAUUAAUUCAAAUCACUCCCAAGCUUCACACUCCUAUGUACUUUUUCCUCAGUUGUCUCUCAUUUGUUGAUGCUUGCUAUUGUUCUGUUUUUGGACCAAAAAUGCUUGUGAAUUUCUUUGAGGAGAAGGCAACCAUAUCAUUCACUGCUUGUAUAAUGCAAUAUUUUUUAUUUGUGGUUCUUCUUACCACUGAGGGCUUUUUCCUAGCAGUGAUGGCAUAUGACCGAUAUGUGGCAAUUGCUAAUCCACUACUUUACAUGGUGGUCAUGACUAAGAGAGUAUGUGCCAUCCUGGUCACUGGUUCAUGUAUAGGGGGAAUGAUUAAUUCACUGACACACACAAUUGGCUUAGUUAGAUUAACUUUCUGUGGACCAAACAUCAUUAGUCAUUUCUUCUGUGAUUUGCCCCCACUGCUGAAGCUCUCCUGCUCUGACACUUCAAGAAAUGAAUUGUUGCUCUUGAUAUUCUCAGGAAUAAUUGCCAUAAUCACCUUCUUGACUGUAAUCAUCUCUUAUAUCUUUAUUGUUAUUGCCAUCCUCAGGAUCCGCUCCACAGCUGGGAGAUAUAAAGCCUUCUCCACCUGUGCUUCCCACCUGACAGCUGUGACUUUGUUCUAUGGCUCCAUAAGCUUUAGUUACAUUCAACCAAGCUCCCAAUAUUCCUUAGAACAAGAAAAAGUAGUUUCUGUGUUUUACACCAUGGUAAUCCCAAUGCUUAACCCACUGAUAUAUAGCCUAAGAAACAAGGAGGUCAAGGAUGCUAUGAAAAGGGCAACAGAAUUGAAACCAUCUUUCUGUUAA